GUGGGUGGCAGAUAUUUUUAUGUCACCCUGAUAAGGCCUCACGAGGGUCAGGUCAAAAAGUCCCCAAACUUCACCCUGUGUUUAUCACAGAGGUUGAAGUUUUACUGUUACAGCUCAUCCGGCAUUUGAAGUUAUGGCUCGAAGCUCGAUAAAGUGCUUUUCCUCGGCAGCUCUUUUCAAAGCGAGUGCAAGUAAAGUAGGUCAGGCGGCACCUCGCUUCCGUCCAUUAUUGUCCGCAGACGUCUGUCACCGCGCUGCAGCCAUGAGUGUGUCGUCUGCUCCUGUGAUGACACCUCCAGAAUGUUUAUCCCGCCCGCUCCAGUUCCCCAACAAGUUGCUGAUGGGUGCGGGUCCAUCGAACGCACCACCCAGGGUACUCGAGGCGCAGGCUUUGCCUCUACUCGGUCAUCUUCAUCCAGAUUACACUCAGAUCAUGGAUGAAGUGAAGCAGGGAAUCCAGUAUUUGUUCCAGACAAGAAAUAACUGGACAUUUGCAUUACAAGGUUCAGGGCAUGCUGCAAUGGAGGCUAUGGUCUGUAACCUGUUAGAACCUGGAGAGGUUGCUGUGGUUUGUCAAAAUGGUCUUUGGGGAACUCGUUUUGCUGACAUGGUGGAAAGAAAUGGAUCUGUAGCUAAGAAGAUCUCUCACCCUAUGGGUCAGGUUUUCACCAGGGAAGAAAUUGAAGAGGCUUUGAAAAAGUACAAUCCAGCCAUUGUCUUUAUCACCCAUGGAGAAUCAUCUGGAGGUACAGCUCAGCCUCUGGAGGGUCUGGGAUCACUGUGUCGCCGAUAUGACAGUCUGUUAGUAGUGGAUUCGGUGGCUGCCAUAGGAGGAGUCCCUCUAUUUAUGGAUGCCUGGGAAAUUGAUUGUCUUUAUGCUGGCUCACAGAAAGUUCUAGGUGUUUCCCCAGGUACUGCCCCCAUGUCCUUCUCUGACCUUGCGAGGAAGAAGAUUGAAAAUCGUGCCACUAGAAUCAGAUCAUAUUACUUUGAUGCCACCGAAUUGUCAAAUUACUGGUGUGACAACCAACCUCGUAGAUACCAUCAUACAUCACCAAUCAGCCUAAUGUAUGGCUUGAGGGAGGGUCUGGCUAACCUUUCAGAAGUGGGUCUGCAACAGAGCUGGGCUAAUCACAGAGCUUGUGCAGAGCAUCUGUGGGAGGGCAUUGAGAAGCUUGGUUUGCAGCUUCUUGUGACUGAUAAAGACAUUCGUAACCCUUGUGUCACCUGCAUUAAGGUUCCCGAAGAGGUCCAUUGGAAGGAUAUCACAGAUUUCGCCAUGAAAAACUACAAGGUGGAAGUAGCCGGAGGCCUUGGUGACCUGGUUGGCAAAAUCUGGCGCAUCGGGAUCAUGGGUCACAACUGCGCUGUGGACAAAGUUGACCUGGCGCUAACUGCCUUGAGGGCCGGUCUCGUCAGUGCUGGGUACAAAGUACCUCAAGUCUGACCGUCUGGGAAGCGUACAUCCCUUCUACCAUCAACUGCCAGAUGGCAUUCACAGAGUUGAAAAUUCUGUCUGUGGCAAUGUCACCUCCCUACUUCAUAACCAUCGCUUUUAAAACUGAGGUUUUUGAUUAAGGUGCUAUGAUUUUCUUCACUCUUAUAACAACAUGUAAGCGUUGUACCUUCAUGUUAAUUUAUCUUACUUUAUCUUUUGUUAUAAUGUUAUACAGGUUAUUUAUCUUUUAUAUUUAAAUAUAAUUUUUAAUAUCUUUGUCAUUUGCACUACUGUGAUAAUGUGUGGAUGCGUACCUGGGAUUUAAUGUUCAUUUGGUUUUCCACCUCCAAUUGUGGAAGCUGCCAAGGUUUGAUGUGCUACAAUCUUGUUGCUUGAAUACUUUGGCGAUGUGGUUGCCACGACUGGCAGUGGUUGGAGAAAUGUUUGCUCGAAAGAAGAGGUCAUAGCCAGCGAUACCCGACCUACAUGUCAUGACAGAUCGCUCAGCAGACGAUUUGUCAGGUCAGACAGGUCAUCACUUGGUGAAGGCCGAUUAAAGGUUGUGAUUGCAUGGUUCUGUAUCCAAGCUGUAUUCAAAGAUAGUAAGGAUCAUUUGCUUAAUCAGGUAACUAUCUGAGAGUUGUGAGAUUGUAAUUCCUACCCUCCACCCCCCACAAA
Messenger RNA from Pomacea canaliculata, 2116 nucleotides. Its product is annotated as serine--pyruvate aminotransferase-like. Gene Ontology annotation, molecular function: L-serine:pyruvate transaminase activity; L-alanine:glyoxylate transaminase activity. NCBI's taxonomy places the organism in Eukaryota, Metazoa, Mollusca, Gastropoda, Architaenioglossa, Ampullariidae. The record is from RefSeq and is a predicted model, not a curated record. Gene Ontology annotation, cellular component: peroxisome.